Dovyalis caffra is the source of this 765-nucleotide messenger RNA. The record is from the annotation of a GenBank genome assembly. Lineage: Eukaryota; Viridiplantae; Streptophyta; Magnoliopsida; Malpighiales; Salicaceae.
AUGGCAGAAGGCAUAUCGAGCUUUUGGGGGCCUGUAACAUCCGCAGAAUGGUGUGAAAAAAAUUAUGUCCAUUCAUCCUAUAUUGCCGAGUUUUUCAACACCAUAUCAAAUAUCCCAGGCAUUCUUUUGGCACUCAUCGGCCUUAUAAAUGCUUUCAGACAACGGUUUGAGAAAAGGUUUAGCGUACUUCACAUAUCUAAUAUGAUACUCACCAUUGGAAGUAUGCUAUACCAUGCCUCUUUGCAAUGCAUGCAGCAGCAAGGUGAUGAAACACCAAUGGUGUGGGAAAUGCUUUUGUAUUUCUACAUCCUCUACUCACCGGAUUGGCACUACCGAAGUACAAUGCCCAUCUUCUUGUUCUUGUACGGAGCUGCAUUUGCGAUUGCCCAUGCAUGGGUCCAUUUUGGAAUUGGCUUCAAGGUACAUUAUGCGAUACUUUGCCUUCUUUGUGUUCCCCGGAUGUACAAAUACUACAUCUACACAAAUGAUGCAUCUGCAAAGCGGCUCGCAAAACUAUAUUUGGCUACCAUUUUCACAGGAAGUCUUUGUUGGCUUUUUGAUCGCCUUUUCUGCAACGACAUUUCUCGGUGGUACUUCAACCCCGAGGGACAUGCUUUAUGGCAUGUCUUGAUGGGGUUCAAUUCAUACUUUGCAAACACUUUCCUGAUGUUUUGUCGUGCUCAGCAGUUGGGUUGGAAUCCAGAAGUUGCCCACUUCAUGGGAUUUUUCCCAUACGUGAAGAUUCAAAAACCGAAGACCCAGUGA